AAGGGCCGCAAUGACAUGCCGCGUGAUGUCGUGCUCGGCGUGCAUCGCAACCUCGCUGCACUCACGUCCAUCAACACGAAAGAGCGCAACGAUGCCAUUCACGCGCGACAAGAGCUGGAGAAGGCCAAAGUCGAUAUUGAAGCACUCAAAGGCGAGCUCCAGACGAUGCAAGCCCAAGAAACCAGCGCGCAGCCUCGCGCGAGAGCAAUCGAGAGAGAGCUCGCACGAGCAUAGCGACGCCCAGUACACCGCGCGUGUCGCACCUCAAAUCCUUUGACGCGUCAAUCGAACUCGACGCCAAGCUGCGCGCUCUCGAGAACCAGCACCAGAGCCUUGUCGAGACGAAUCGCCAGCUCAUCAAGCAGCUACAGAAAGCCGAGGGAGGUCGACAGCACACGUCAAUGACGCUCGAGAGUACCCGCUUGGAUCUCGAGCGGGCAGCCAACGAAGUUCUCGCGCUGCGAGCGCAGACGCAUGAGCUCCGAGAGCAGAAUCAAACGCUCCUGCAGUUUGAAGCAACAUCCAAAAAAUUAGCGCUGGAGAACGACCAGCUGCGGCUCGAGGUCGUCCGCGCCCACGACGACGCCAACGCCAAGGCGCUGCGCGACCGAAGAGGGCACCAAGGCCUCCACGACGAAAUUGCCGCGCUCACAAACGAGAAGGCGCUGCACACCGAUAGAAUUGCAGAGCUAACGACGACGGUGGCCGCAAUCUCGGACGACCACGCAGUGACGCAUGCCAAGCUCCUGCACCUAGAGAGCGUCCAUGCCAUCUUGGAAGCCCAGGUGAAGACCCUCAUGGAGACGAACUUGGAGCUCGCGCGGGCAAAAGCUCGACUUGGCGAUGAGCUUGCGCACGAGCGGUCGUCCGAGAUGCGCCAGGAGCGGAACGCGCUGGACGCCAAGUGCCUCGAGCUUGCAAGCACGGUGGGUACGCUCGAGACAGACUUGCUCCUCGAGCGCGACGUGUCGGCCAAGAAGCAGGCGCUUGUCGACCAGUACAAGGUGGCCAUGGCGGGCAUGACAGCGCAGAUCGAAGCGCUCGUCAAGCAAGUCGCGCACCUCGAAGCGCACCAAGCGCCGCGAGACGAGUCGAGUCUCCUGCACCGUCUCCACGACGCACCCGCGUCGGCGAACGCGACCGUGGCAGCGCUCCAAAUGGCGCGCAAUGGGAAAGACGAAGCGCUCUCGAUCCUCUCGGAAGAGAAGGCGCAGCUCGCAGCCCGUGUUGGCGAGCUGCAGGACGAGAACUCGGCGCUCGUGCUGCGCCUCAAGGCGGGUGAGAACAACCAGAUCGCAUUGCUGCAGUCACAAAUGCACGCGUUGCUCGCCAAGCAAACGGACCUCCUUUGCGCCAAAGACGCGGCCGUCGCCGACUUGGCCAAGGCGCGCGCCGACGUCACUGCCCUGCGCAUCGCGUUUGACGAGUUGCAGGCGAGGACCACGGACCCCGCGGCCGCGACCCUCCUUCGCCGCGCCCACGACGAGCUGCGCGCGACGGUGCAAAAGAUCGUCGAGGCCGAGGCGUCGUCCGAGAGCACAUUUACCUGUCUCUUGUGUAUGCAAGUGCUCGCGCAGCCCAUGACGCUCGUGGGCUGUGGCCACACGUUCUGUCGGCGCUGUGUCGUCCGCGGCAACCGAGAAAGCAAGAUUGUCUGCAAGGAGUGCCACUACGAAUGCAUGGAGAAGAGCUUGUUUGAGAACCAAGCCCUCGCCGACCUUGCUGCCCGCUUCGUAUUUCGCCAGCAAGCGCUGGCUUCGCUUACCGCCACAUGCCAAGACCUCGACGCCGCCUUUGUUGCCUCGGCGCCGCCCACAUGACCCUCAGCCUGAACGAUCAAUGUCAUCUCCGUGUUCCAUCGUACUCGCUGCUCCGUGCAUGCUGCAUCGCUUCGCCUCCUU
Messenger RNA from Saprolegnia parasitica CBS 223.65, 1901 nucleotides. RefSeq lists its product as hypothetical. The record is from RefSeq and is a predicted model, not a curated record. Bases 402 to 1820 code for a protein of 472 amino acids. NCBI's taxonomy places the organism in Eukaryota, Oomycota, Saprolegniomycetes, Saprolegniales, Saprolegniaceae. The transcript has 8 exons.